AUAUUCCAAAUCUCACAUCAACAUGUGGGAUUUAUAAGUCCGUGGGGUCCACGGAUUUGGACCCUUAAAAUCCGUGGGCCCCACGAAUUUGGUAUCCAAAAAAGAUGCAAGCAAUGAACAGAUUGUACCUAAAUCUUUGAUAAUUGAUUUUUUGGUACCAAAUCCAUGUACCAAAUCCUUGAAGCAAACGACCCCUAAUUUUACCUACCUGCAUACCUGUAGUUUGACAAAUCACAAUUGACAACCAUGGUGAUCGGCGAUCGCAUUAUCUUUUAUAACUGUGCCUCGCACAAAACGCCGAUUUUUUUAAACAAGCCAAAAAAGAAAAAGAAAAAAAAAAAAGAGCGCGGCUCUCCCUUUUCCUCUCCUCCUCAAAGCUUCCUCCAUCGCUCUACUAUGGCGGACUAGUUACUCCUUGCUUCCUGUUUAUCUACGGCGGACCAUCCAUCGCCAUCAUCCUCCUGUCGAUUUGCACCAGCUCCUGUGCUUUUCGCGUUUCCAAGCUCUCAAUUCCACCCCCUAUCUUUUUUCAAAUUCAAGUUAACAUAGAAUUAUUCAACUAGAAACUUCGCGUCUAACUGUGCUUUCACGGUCGAAGUUCUAGGGGAAGGAAGUAACGGUUGAGGUUGCUGGUUCGGCUUUGGUCAAAACUGUUUGCUUUCUCCUUUGCUCGGUUAUUGAGUAGUGCGUCUCUGCUGCUAUUGUGAGAACUGAGUAGCACUACGCCGGUAAGCUAACGGUGAGGCUGAGGAGUAGGAACGAUCGUUGGGGGUAAAAAUAACUGUAAGUUUGUGUUGAGGUGGAGAAGGUUUUGGAGUUUGUAAGCUACUGGAAUUUACUGAGAACGAUUUCUUCAGGGAGUGAAGAAUUAGGGUUUCGGGAGGUUUGCUAGUUUAUCAUUUUGAGGCUGUAUUGGUUAAUUAUGGAUAUUGAUACAGUAGGAGGAAAUGAUGUUGUUAGCUAUUUGGACCCUGAACUUUUGCAUCUUCCCGAGGUUUCUUCAUUUGAGCUCAAGCCGACUACUCAAAUCGCUGAAGAAUUGUUCUCUCAAUGGCUCUCUCAACCUGACACUAGCCGAUUGGUAAAAUCGUUGAUUAGGGAUGCAAAGGCUGGUCUUCCAAUCAAUGCUCAUGGGAUCUCUUCUAGUGCUGGUGCUGGAGGAGGUAGCAGUUCGCUGACUAAUGUCAGUCCUCCUCCACUUUCGCCCAGGAGUUCGUGUGUUUCUCCACGCACUUCAAAGCAGAAAAUAAGCCCUUUCUCUCUUGGGUCUACUCGGAAGUUGGCUACUGAACCGGCCCAAGAAGCUAUACCUCAGUUUUAUUUCCAACAUGGUCGUCCACCAGCAAAUGAACUCAAGGAACAGUGUCUUUCUAGAAUCAAUCUACUUUUCAACAAUAAUCUCGAUGGGCUGCACAUAGAUGAAUUCAAACUUGUUACAAGGGAAGUUUGCAAGCUUCCAUCCUUCUUUUCAUCUGCACUUUUCAGGAGGAUAGAUGUUGAAUGCUAUGGGAUAGUCACAAGGGAUGCAUUUCUAAAAUAUUGGGCGGAGAGCAGUAUGUUGACAAUGGAUAUGGCUACACAAGUCUUUGAGAUUUUAAAGCAGCCUAACCGACGCUACCUAACUAAGGCUGACUUCAAACCUGUUCUUGAAGAAUUGCUAGCAACCCACCCAGGGUUGGAGUUCUUACAAGGGACGCCUGAGUUUCAAGAGAAAUAUGCUGAAACUGUCAUAUACAGAAUAUUUUACUACAUCAAUAGAUCAGGAAAUGGCCGCCUAACCCUAAGGGAGUUGAAACGUAGCAAUCUCAUCUUUGUCAUGCAACAAGUGGAUGAAGAAGAAGAAAUUAACAAAAUUUUAAGGUACUUCUCUUAUGAGCAUUUCUACGUCAUAUAUUGCAAAUUUUGGGAGCUGGAUACAGACCAUGAUUACUUGCUGGACCGAGAGAAUCUUAUCAGAUAUGGUAAUCAUUGUCUUACGUACAGGAUUGUUGAUAGAAUAUUUUCACAGGUACCAAAGAAGUUUUCAAGCAAUGUGGAAGGAAAGAUGAGCUAUGAAGAUUUUGUUUAUUUCAUACUGGCAGAGGAGGAUAAAUCAUCUGAACCUAGUCUUGAAUAUUGGUUCAAAUGCAUUGAUUUGGAUGGGAAUGGAGUCCUGACUUCCAGUGAGUUGCAAUACUUCUAUGAGGAGCAGCUGCAUCGAAUGAGUUGCAUGUCCCAGGAACCUGUGCUUUUUGAGGAUAUAUUGUGUCAAAUAGUUGACAUGAUUUCACCUGAGAGGGAAGGUUAUAUCACGCUGCACGACUUGAAAAGAAGCAAACUGUCGGGAAAUAUCUUCAACAUUCUUUUCAAUCUAAACAAAUUCAUGGCCUUUGAAAGCCGUGACCCAUUUCUCAUUCACCAGGAACGCGAGGAUCCAACUUUAACAGAAUGGGAUCGGUUUGCACAUAGAGAAUAUGUCAGACUUUCAAUGGAGGAGGAUUCGGAGGCUGCCUCAAACGGAAAUGUAGAGUCCUGGGAAGAAUCUCUCGAGGCUCCGUUCUAACACCUGAGCCCAGUUCGGUUUCUCAGAUGUAAUUCUCCAGCACAAAGAAAUGAAAGGCAAGCGCUACACCAUCACCUGUGGCUUUCCCAGUUCCAACCUUGAAUGUGCAAGUUACUUUAGUACGUGCAUACCGUGGUGAGCGAGUAGGAAGAGGUCAGGUGGUAUCUUUGGGGGAGCCGUGGUGCUUAAUCAAUAGUUCAAUACAAAACUCCAGGCCUCUGAUAUACAUAGAGUCGAACUUGGUUUGCGCCUUUGAAGUGAGAACUCCUGCCAUUUCCAGUCAACUACUUUACCUCAUUCAGGUGCCACAUUUUUGUUUCCAACCCCUUGGUUUCCCCCCUUUUCCCAUUCUUAUUAUGGUUAGGUGACUGUUUAUUCUCUUAUUCCUGAAGUUCUGGAGACUUAUUACAAUAAUUAUGACCUAUGGUC
Messenger RNA from Linum trigynum, 2971 nucleotides. The record is from the annotation of a GenBank genome assembly. NCBI's taxonomy places the organism in Eukaryota, Viridiplantae, Streptophyta, Magnoliopsida, Malpighiales, Linaceae.